Salvia miltiorrhiza (redroot sage) is the source of this 1026-nucleotide messenger RNA. RefSeq lists its product as uncharacterized. The record is from RefSeq and is a predicted model, not a curated record. The transcript has a single exon. Gene Ontology annotation, molecular function: catalytic activity. NCBI's taxonomy places the organism in Eukaryota, Viridiplantae, Streptophyta, Magnoliopsida, Lamiales, Lamiaceae. The coding region runs from base 1 to 1026 and encodes 341 amino acids.
AUGAAUGCUCUAAGUUGGAACUGCAGGGGACUCGGUCAACCUCUUGCAGUUCCUACUAUUCUUGAACUCAACCGAGUUCAUCGACCAAGUGUUAUCUUCCUCUGCGAAACUCUCUCUCAUCGCACUCGUUUGGAAGAGAUUAAGAAUCGUCUUAACUUUGAUGGAUGUUUUUCUGUUGACAGCUUGGGCAGGAGCGGAGGCCUUUGCAUGAUGUGGAAGAACUCUUAUAACUGCUCUAUCCUUGGUUACUCUCGAAACCAUAUCGAUCUCUGUAUUACUAAUGCCAAUGGUAACUGGCGCCUCACCGGUUAUUACGGCUUUCCCGAAAGGAGCCGGAGACGUGAUUCGUGGACUCUUCUUCGGCGCCUUGCUGGCGUUAAUAAUCUCUCAUGGCUUAUUAUAGGAGAUUUUAACGAUCUCCUUGAUCCGGGAGAUAAAAGGGGUCGGGUGGAUCAUCCUAAUUGGUUGUUCACUGGCUUUCGUGUCGCUGUCCUUGACUGCGGCUUAUCUGACAUUCCACUUCAUGGCUAUCCUUUUACUUGGUCUGGUGGUCUUGGUUCGGAUAAUUUUGUUGAGGAACGUUUGGAUCGUGGUAUGGCUACCCAAACUUGGAGAAACCUUUUUCCAAAUGCCAUGGUAUCUUCGCUUUUGGCACCUAUAUCUGAUCACGCCCCUAUUAUUCUAAAGUGUAAUGGUAUGCCUUCUCCGCUUUCUCCUCGUCGUUUUAGAUUCGAAAACAAAUGGUGUUUAGAACCGGAGUUCCCCAAUAUUGUUAGAGAUUGUUGGACUAACCUCUCAGGAAUUCACAUCACGGAUAGGCUUAUGGCAGUCUCUGAUGCUAUUACUGUUUGGGCCUCGCACCUGCGAUCCAAUGAACGUGCUACUAAGGCUCGUAUUCAACAACGAAUUGCUGCACUACAGGGUCGUAGAGACUCCAUCUCUAUGCGUCAGUUACAGGGUGCUCGUAAGGAACUAUCUGACUUGCUCUUAAGGGAAGAAUCACACUGGAAGCAAAGAGCAAAAUAA